CCCUCUCGGACGACCUCGCCUCUUUCAACAAGAGUGAGAACCAGAAGGCAAAGUUCAGAGUUCAUCACUGCUGACCCGCACUGGAGUUAAAAGGCCUCGUAAAGCGCCACUUGGCCAAGCCAGCGGACACUACAUUAGACAUGAGGCCAAAGAGGAAGAAUGAGGGUGUCAUCACCUACCAUAUCCCGUUCAAUAUUAGACUUCUGGCACCCGAGGGGACAGAGUCCAAGUGCCUGUGGCCCGAGGUGAAACCGAGUGCGCCGGUGAAGGAGAGGAAAUCUGACGGCCGCCUCAAACUCAAUAAACGGGAUGAAGCCAUGGAGGCACACGCAUCCAGGCCGCGGCCAGGCGCGCUCUCUUACACCUCCACCAGGCGACUGCAGAUAAAAAUGGAGGGUGAAAUUCGAGAGGCUAAAGAAUUGAUUCGACCUUUAGUGGAAACAGACAAGGAGCUGGAGACUUUCCUGAGCAGGCAGUACGAAGCCAAGACGAUCGAGCGGGAGGUGACACGCAAGCGUGUGCACGAGAUUGAGUGGGGUGCGCGCCAAAAUAAGCUCCAGCACCACAUGGCUGUCUGCAACCCGUUGGAGGUCAAGCUGCGCCAGAACUUGUACCAGCAAUUCCUGAAUCACGGAAACACCAAGGGCUUCGUCUUUCUGGAUAUGUGCGACCUGAAUGCGUACAACCCGUACGUCCUCCGCGACAAAACGCCACACCAGUGCAAGCUGAGGGCGGCCGAGCUGAAGAAGGAAUUUUUCAACGACAAGUUCAAAAUGAGGACUCGCUGUGACGCAGGAUGCUCCUUCAAGUGGAUCAGACAGAGCCAAACGGAGCACGGAGGCUACGCGACGCCUUCGACCGUGGUCGCCGCGCUCCCUCUUCAGUCGGCAGACAAGAGCAACCGCAACCACGUCAGGUCUUGCUUGAAGGUGCCGUUCCACAUCCGCGAGAGCUUUGCGCCGGACGGGACGUGCCAUCACGCCGACUGCUGGUUCUCCAGAUGAGGAGCGCUUUUUUUCUUCUUCCGCCACCUGUCGGUAAACCGAAGACGCACGCUGGCCGGAAUAAGCGAGCCCUGAGCGAGCGGACUGGACAGCAUGUUGUGUUUAUUUCACCUUUGACCACAUCUGAGCUGCAUCAUCAACCUGACAUGUUAGGACGAAUAAAAGCUCGUCAUCACAA
This is a messenger RNA of Syngnathus typhle (broad-nosed pipefish), 1182 nucleotides long. It is a transcript of the gene fam228a, whose product is annotated as family with sequence similarity 228 member A. The transcript is spliced from 9 exons. Lineage: Eukaryota; Metazoa; Chordata; Actinopteri; Syngnathiformes; Syngnathidae. The record is from RefSeq and is a predicted model, not a curated record. Bases 141 to 1004 code for a protein of 287 amino acids.